Molecule: messenger RNA, 963 nt
Organism: Pseudonaja textilis
Lineage: Eukaryota; Metazoa; Chordata; Lepidosauria; Squamata; Elapidae
Source: RefSeq, a predicted model, not a curated record
GGAGAAGGGAAUUCUGGGAAGCAGGAAGGCCCAGAUCCUCUGCCACCCAAAACCGCUUUGGAGGAUGGGCUCUGUGUCCCCGGGAGCCCCGCUAUUCAGCAAGGGGCCCAUCAUUGCAACCAGGAGCGUUUUCUGGUCCACCUCAUCUCGGGGGCUUGGGGUGGGUUCUCCCACCCGCUCCUCAAGAAAAAUCAGCCAUGUUCUCUGCUGGCAGGGAUUCUGCCCGUUGCUACGAGGAGCUCAGCAACAUUUGCUCGGAGCAGGAUAACUACAGCCAAAGCCGGCAGCUCCUCUUCCAGGAAGGUGGGCCUGGAACAGCAGUGGGAGGGGCCGAACUCCCCCAUCGCAAGCAUCAGCGGAGGCUGCUGGAACAACGCCCAUUGGGCGUGAUUCCCUACCUGGGCACCUUCCUGAAAGACCUGGUGAUGCUGGAUGCGGCCACCCCCACCCGCCUGCAGACCAGCGGCUACAUCAACUUUGAGAAGCACCGGAAGGAGUUUGAGAUCCUCACCCGGCUGCGCCUCCUGCAGGCCAAAUGCCGCAACUACGCCUUGGUCCCCGACCGGGCCCUCCAGCGAUGGCUGCAGUGCCUGCCCCUCCUCAGCGAGGCCCAGAGUUAUCAGCUGUCUUGCACCAUUGAGGCCCCCAGCGAGGGAGGGGCUCCCCCCAAGCCCAGCAAGCCCACCUUGGUGAUCACGCGCUGCACAGACUUGAUCACCUCGCUGGGAGUGAGUGCCCCCCUGCCCUGGGACAGAACUGGCUCCCCCCAAGUCUCGCCCAAUCGAUUGGGCCCUUCGUCUCCCUCCCCCACUGCCCUGGGGGGCUCUCCCCAAUCAGUCCAGGUGAGUCAAGACUGCCCCUCCUUCCUCCAGACUCUCCCAUUCUGCUCCUUCUGACGGCGGGGGGGAGGCUGACCCCCGAAGUGAAAAGACCUCAGAGUCAAGGGUGGCUGAGCCAACUGCC